Xenopus laevis (African clawed frog) is the source of this 2735-nucleotide messenger RNA. Its product is annotated as FYN-binding protein 1-like. The record is from RefSeq and is a predicted model, not a curated record. Lineage: Eukaryota; Metazoa; Chordata; Amphibia; Anura; Pipidae. The transcript has 21 exons. The coding region runs from base 211 to 2538 and encodes 775 amino acids.
UAUCAGCAGCAAUGUCCUUAUCUACUGGCGCUGCUCCAAUUUAGAUAGUCGAUUCUUUUUUUAAUCCCUGCUGCUUUUUAUAUAAACAUUUCGCUUUUCUAAACUGGCAUAAAUUGGAACUACAACUCUUCCCCAGUAAUCUACAGAAUAAAGCUGUUAGAAGCAUCUCGAGCCAGAAAGCACUAACAUUUGUAUGCUGACAGUUUCAGAAUGAUCAUGGAGAAUACAUAUGUGACAUUUCUGGAUGAUCACUCCACCCAAGAAUCAUUGCCUUCACUGUGUAAAAAAAACUUCCAUGCACCAUCAAAUAUUUUCAGAUCCAAUUCCAUUCUGGCAUAUAAUUCUGUUUUAUCAGAGUUAACAAGUAAAGGAAGAAACCCUCCUCUUGUUUUAAAUAAACCUGCAAUACCAAAGAGAUUGAACCAACAGAAAGUGCAGCCAAGUGAAACAAAUGGAAUUAUUCAUUGUGUGAAUAUUGGUAACUCUCCAGAAGCACCAAAGGAAUUAUCUGAUCCUAACGAUAAGUCCAAGGUGAACUCCAUGAAGUGCAAGAAAAUAUUUAAGCAAACAAUUGCCAUUACAGAUGAGGCUGUGAAAUAUGAAAAUAUGAAACCACUUUUUCGCCGUCUUCCAGAUACAACUUGGCCUCCAGUUCCACCUUGCACACCCCAGGCAGCCGGAAGUUCUCCAAAGGAGCAAAAUGAAGGGGAAGUUAAAAGCAGUUCUCACCCUCACCCAAAUACAAGUUCAACUGGCAUAUCAUAUUAUCCACCUUGGGCAAAGGGAAAUUCUCCAGGGCCACAAAAGGAUCUGUUUGUGUUUCCCAGAAUAAAACCUGAAAUUAUGAGAAAACCACGGAAUUUUCAGGGAGGAGUAGCAGUUUUACCACCGUCCCCUCCUCAAGCAACAAUCCCAAAAAGCACAAGCAUAAAUGACGACACCUAUAAAACUGCUGAUUUAAACAUGGCCAAAGAAAGAGAAGAAAUUCCUGUGCAAAACCAUGAUGUCAACAUUAUAAAGGCAGCUGUUUUGCCACCUUCCCCUCCGCAGGUAACAAUCCCAGAAAGCAUAAGUGAAGAAACCCUUGAAACUGCUGAUUUAAACAUGGCCAAAGAAUGGGAACAAGUUCCUGUCAGAGACUAUGACACCAGCUCCAACAUGAGCUCCUUCUUUGGUGAUAAUUGCCUGUCGGCACAAAGUAAAGAUUCAGUUACAGCAGACGUGCGUUCUGAAGCAAAACUGGAUGAAUUACCAGUAAAACAAGCUAUAAUGCCAGUUAAACAGAAGAAAAGAAAUGCCCCAAGAAUUAAAUCUCUUCCAUUUAUUAAUUCUCUGAAACCACCAAAGAAACCUCCAAGACCUACACAUGUUGAUCUAAGUCGAUUUCAUAGGAAUAUUAUACAGAUUACAGGAUCGCAAGAAGCACAAAAACCUGACGCUGUUUUAAGUACUGGAACGUAUGAGACUUCUAUGUGUCUUUCAGAGGUGGUGGCAUAUGAUGAUACAGUAAAACAAGUGUCACCUGAAGAAGAGGUAAUUGAUUUAUCUCAGAAAGAGGACAGCGGAUAUGAUGAUGCUUGUGGACUUUCAUCUUCAUCAAUUUAUGAACCAGAUCCCGAUUCUGGUUGUUGUUCACCAGAUGCAGCAAUAAAAAUUUAUGAGAAUCAUUGGGAUGACCAGCAAUACAGGUCUGAUUAUGCUGAUGAUGUAAAAUAUAUCAACAGUACAGAGACAUCCAAAAAGAAACCAAAACCUAAAGAUGGGAAAAUUUACAAAAAACAACUUGAUUUUAGAAAAAAAUACAAGAUUUCUGGGUCAGAAAAUGCAUUUUACAGUACAACUGCUACAGAAGACUACAAAGGUGGGAAAGACAUGCUUUCUCUGAAGAAGGGACAUAAUAUUGAAAUCAUUGAAAUCAUGGAUUGUCCUGCGGGGAUGUGGCUAGCAAAAAAUGAAGAAGGAAACUAUGGAUUUAUUUCUGUUUCUUCAGUCAAUGUGAAGCAAGAGCAUCUGAUCUAUUUGAGCCAACCUUUACAGCAAGAUAGUCAAUAUGAUGAUGUUGGUCAUUUAAGGGAAUGUGGGACAUCCUUGGGUGCAUCUUUCACUUCAGAUGGGUAUGCAGAUAUGUCAGUGGACACCUGGGAUGAAAUCAGCGUUAAAUCAGCUGGAAAAAGUACAUCUGCAGCAACAGAUUCAUAUGAGUUUCCAAAUGAGAAUGAGUUUUAUUCUACAACAAUUACUGCAAUUGACAAAAAAGGUGCAAAGCAAAAGAAGAAAAUUAAACCUUCCAAACAAGAGAGAGAAUUCCGUGAGAAGUUUAAGUAUACGAAAGAUAUUGUUGUCCUCAAAGUUGCUGUUGUCAAUAAAAUGGCUCCUCGUUCAGCAAAAAGUAAAUCUGACUUAUCUGUAAAGCCUGGAGAAAAACUUGAGGUUAUAGACAAUGCAGAUGAAAAUAAGGUUAUCUGUCGAAAUGCUGCUGGAAAAUAUGGACAUGUUGCAGUUGAACGCCUUGAUUUUAUAUACAAUGUAUUCAGCUAGAGUUUCACUAAAGGGCAAAAGACUGGCCAUUGUUUGUGAUCUUAAGAAGAGCUGAUGUGUUUUCUGUGUCAACCUCUGUAAAUGCAUUUUUCUGAAUAAUAAAUCUUAUAAAGCUCUGAAUUACGGAAAGGUCGUCUUCCAUAGACUCAAUUAUAAUCAAAUACUUCAAGUAUUUCCUUUUUCUCUGUAAUAAUAAA